AUGAUAAUAAUCGUUAUUAUUUCUUCAAUUGUAUACAUCAAUUGCAUUGUUAUUUCAAAUAAUGGUUCAUAUCAAUUUCAGUCACAAAAGCAAACGUUUAAUGCAAAUGGAUAUUCAAUGCAUGAACAAAAUCAAUCACAAUCAUUUAUUCACAAUAACAAUGAUGGACAACACAUCAUUCAGAAGCAAAGUCAACAACAAAGUCAGCAUUCAUAUUCAAUCCAAUCACAAAUUCAAUAUCAAUCUCUAAACUAUACAAACUUGCAAUCAUUGAUGAAUCCACAAAACCAGAAUGAUGAUUCACAAAUUCCAGUCGAUCCAACAAAACAAUCAUCAGGUUCACAGAUAUCUAAUCAACCAGAAUCAUCUAGUCAGUCAGGAACUGACAUUGAUCCUUCACUACCUGAUAAUCAUCAACAACAACAACAAGCAACAGAACUACCCCAAGAAUCUCAGGAUAGUCAACAACAACAACCAACACAAGAAACUCAUAAUGAAGCAGAUUCUCCACAACUCCAAUUAUCACCACAAUUCGAACAGUCACAAUCUAAUAUUAGUGAUUUGAUGUUAGUUCAACUAAAUUCAUCUAAACAGUCUCGAGAACUACAAGAUAAUCAAGAUCAAUCAUCACAACAGUUACAGCCUGAAAUGCAACAACCACAUCAAAUCGAUUUAUCAUCACAAUUCGAUCAGUCACAAUCUAAUAUUAGUGAUUUGAUGUUAGUUCAACUAAAUUCAUCUAAACAGUCUCGAGAACUACAAGAUAAUCAAGAUCAAUCAUCACAACAGUUACAGCCUGAAAUACAACAACCACAUCAAAUCGAUUUAUCAUCACAAUUCGAUCAGUCACAAUCUAAUAUUAGUGAUUUGAUGUUAGUUCAACUAAAUUCAUCUAAACAGUCUCGAGAACUACAAGAUAGUCUUAAUCAAUCAUUACCACAGUUACAGCCUGAAAUACAACAACCACAUCAAAUCGAUUUAUCAUCACAAUUCGAUCAGUCACAAUCUAAUAUUAGUGAUUUGAUAUUAGUUCAACCACAACCACCUGGACAGCUCCAAGAAUCCGAUUCACAGAUUCUAAAUGUGUCAAAACCAGUAGUCGAGUCGUAUUCCAAAUUUGACGAUUCACAAAGUGGUGUACCAAAACAGUCACUCGAAGCUCAGCUCACUCCGGAUCCUCCAUUGUCCUAUCAAAACAGCAACCAUAACAACGACUAAAACAUGCUUUUGGAGAGUCACAGGUGACGUCAGAGACUCAAAUAUAGAAUGAACAACAAACGUCCUCCUGAUCAUCUGAUCAGUCACAAUCCACCGUAACUAUUAUUACUAAAUAAUAUCACUUUGAUUUGUUACACAUGACCUUCAUUCUCAAGCACAUUGUCAGCUUUAAAUUUGUAAUUACUUUUGACAGAUCACUAAUAUCACGUGGUAAA
Schistosoma rodhaini is the source of this 1433-nucleotide messenger RNA. The record is from the annotation of a GenBank genome assembly. NCBI's taxonomy places the organism in Eukaryota, Metazoa, Platyhelminthes, Trematoda, Strigeidida, Schistosomatidae.